CGUAAACACGACAGAAAACGGCGAAUAGGACGGCAGACAGCGGCGAUCUACCCCCCCUACAGCCAACCCAACAUCUCCUCAUCUCCAUCCUCUCCUGCGCCGCUUGGCUCAUCAUUUUGCGCACCUCGCUCUCUUCUUAUUUUCACCUCUUCUGCUCGGUAGGAUUUCACAGAAUAAACAUCAGAUGCAAAAGAGGAGGCUGUGCCAUCAGGAUCCUCUCUAAGUCCGGCUCGGGACGAUCUUUGGCGCAACCGAACCGGCGCACAAACACAGCCGGAUGACUGAAGGCUAACCCGGGGGAAGAAAGAGAGAGACCCCGGCCCCCCUUGGUUAUCACUGAGACUUCAGCAUCCCCAAAUGCGAUGGUUUAGCGGCUCCUGCAGCAAAACUGCCCGAGCAGAAUCGGAUCAGCAGGGCUCUCAUCCACCAUGAACCUCUGAAAGACAUCCGACACAGGCACAGAUGGAUAGACUUGUUUGUCCGCCGUCUGCUGUCUCCCUGAAUCCACGUGAAUGCUGCAAAAGAUGAAAAUGCGGCGGCACCGGGUGUUCUUGCUGUGCACGGUGGGCCUGUGCGUCAUCUCCUUCCUGCACUACUACAAGGCCCUCCACUACGUCUCUCUGCUCCGCGAGCUCUCUGCCCCGUACCCCAACAUCAAGUCCUUCAUCAUGGUCACCGGCUUCUUCUGGAGGGAGAAGGGCGCGUCCACGACUCCGCUCAGCCCAGCUUCCCCCGAAGAGGCCCCUCCUCUUAAUGUUCUACGUCAGUUGGACCCCAAAGCUAGAGCUGCAGCAGGCUCUGUGGGAGGAGCAGGGGAAGGAGGAGGCAUAGGUACAGGGAUUGGGGGAGUCAUGGUUGGAGGUCCUGGAAUCAUUGGAAGUGCCGGGUUGGAGAUGAGGUUAAGAGAGGAGCCAGCGCCGCCUCAUCCUUGGGAGAAACCUGAGGAGAACCAGCGAGGAGACGCUCCAAUUGAGGAAAGAUCUGAAGACCAUUUAAAACCUCGGCAUCCUAGCAACCCAGCCCAACCUGCCAAGCCUGAGGUCCAAGACGUCCCAUUGGCCGGACAGGAGCAUCGGGUCGUGUUACUCAAGGAACAACUUCCGGACCCUUUGGAAGCAAUGGGAGACCUCCACAUCCGCACUUACCAGCUCAAAGACGACAAAACCCCAUACUUUGUUCGAACCAAAGCUGGAGCACUUUGCUUCAGGCAGGGAACAGAGGUGGCUACCCCAAAGGAGUACUCUGGGAAGACAGGGGGGGCAUUGGCUAAUGGAGCUGGGGCUGCAGGGCUACGGAAACCCCUGGAGGUUCAACAGCAGCCUUCCACAGCUCCAAAAGCAAAGGCCAGGGCCAGGGGCAAUGGGAAACGGCUAGUCAAAUGUGUAUGCCGGCCGGGAUGGCAUGGACCUUAUUGCGGGGUUCCCACCAUGGUGUACCACUCCAAUCUGCCAACCAAGGAGCGGUUGACACCAAGAGAGACCCCGCGGAGGGUGAUUAAUGCCAUCAAUGUGAACCACGAGUUUGACCUGCUGCAUGUGCGCUUUCACGAGCUCGCCCAAGCUGUUGAUCUGUUCCUCGUUUGUGAAUCCAACUUUACUGCCUAUGGAGAGAAACGGCCUCUAAGUUUUCUCAGGCUGCUCCUCAACGGUACAUACGACUACAUACGUCACAAGAUCCUGUACGUGUUCCUCGACCACUUUCCAGAAGGCGGUCGGCAGGACGGCUGGAUCGCUGACGACUACUUGCGCACCUUCCUGACGCACAACGGCAUGUCCAGGGUUGUGGGCGCAAGGACAGACGACGUCUUCGUCAUCAACGACGCAGAUGAAAUCCCCGCUCACGAGGGCCUUCUUUUCCUCAAGCUGUUUGACGGCUGGACGGAGCCUUUCGCCAUCCACAUGCGCAAGUCACUGUAUGGGUUCUUCUGGAAGCAGUUUGGCUCUCUGGAGGUGGUCUCCGGCUGCACGGUGGGGAUGCUUCGAGACGUCUACGACGGCGACGGUAUCAAGCUCCGCCGGCGUGAAUACUACACCAUGCCAGGCUUCCGUAAGUAUGAGAACGACACGGGCCACAUCCUGGUGCAGUGGUCCGUGGGCAGCCCCUUCCACUUUGCCGGCUGGCACUGCUCCUGGUGCUUCACACCUGAGGGGAUCUACUUCAAACUGGUGUCGGCCCAGAAUGGAGACUUCCCGAGGUGGGGCGACUACGAGGACAAGCGUGACCUCAACUACAUCCGUGAUCUGAUCAGGACGGGGGGCUGGUUCGAUGGCUCCCUGCAGGAAUAUCCUCCCGUGGACCCCAAAGAGCACAUGUACGCCCCGAAGUACAUGCUGGAGCACUACGACAGGUACCGCUACCUCCUGGAGAACCCUUACAGCAAAGUGUCCAGACAGAGUGAGGGCUAGGAGUUCAGCUGAUUAAAGCUAUGUGAAAUAAGCAGUAGGGCUCGAGUGAAGCCUCAGCACUGAGUUUUUGGGGGUGAAACGGUACUGAUGAACUUCAUCUCCCACUGGUGAGAUAAUCGUGUAAUUUCAUCAGGCAGCACUGAUGUUGCAGGGAUUUAAAAUCUCUUAAAAUCAUUAUUUUGGGGUCAAAAAGGGAACACUGAAUCACAUCCAUCAUGGAUUAUUGAGUGAUCAUUACGAGGAUACAACCACUGGAUAAACAGAAUCAUAGAUUUGCUCACUACUCCCCUUUUUGGGGGAGUAGCCAAGCUAUCUCUCUUUUUGUCACCCUGCCCCCGACUUCUCUUUCUUCAUCCGAGCCAAUACGCCUGCUGUCUGAGAGCAAGAGGCCGCUUUGAAAGCAAAAAGAGGGACAUUUUGCAGCCAUGUAGAACCUGUGGAGUAAAGCAAAGUGGAAAAUGAAGGAUUGUUUCUCUGUUUGUCCGUGUUGAUCAAAGUUUACGGACUGGCUGGUGUCCCCUCUUCACUCUCCACCUUCAGAUGUCUUCCUGUCAUGUUUGGUGACCUCCUUCCAGAACCAGACAUUCAGAUAUUACAUCAUUCUUGGGUCUCAGUGCAAAAUGUUCAAGCGUAUUUAAACCCUGCUGGAGUUUACCCACUGCCAAAUGAAAAGGAAUGACUUAAUGAAGAUGUUUCAGCUCAUUCUUGCACUCACAUUCACCCACUUGCACCUUAUCCCCUUCUGUCUGUGCGCUUGUUUUAAAGGUGUGCGUGUGGUCCGUCUUUGUUUCAUAUUUUUGAGGCUUCAGGCUGUGAAUGAAGGACAAGAUCAGCAAUAGGAAACAGAAAAAGCAUGAAAGAAUCGUCAGGGGGGACAGACAGGGAGAUGGGAAAACAGCACAAGCGAGACAGAGAGAAAAAGGAGGAACAGAGCAGCGAUGAAAAGGAAAGAAAAGGAGGCUCUCUCUCGAUGCUGCCGUUCCCACAGCGUUUGCUGGUGCAUGAGUGUUGCAGGGAUGACUGUGCAGAAUGCGUGCUCCCCUCAGGCAGCUCUGAAUACAUCGUGUACUGUCGAUGGCCGUUAUUGUUUGUCCAAUGAGAACAAUCGAGACCAGCUUGUGGGGGGAAAAAGAUCGCCCUUCAGUUUCAUUUCCCGGUCUAUCCGGCAGCUGAGAUGACUUUGUUUCCUUGGAAACUGAAGUAGGAGAGAGACGGGACGGGUGUUUUUUGAAGAUGAGUGGGCGGGUUCAUGUCAGGCAAAGAGAUGGAGCGUUCACACGAGGUCAGCUUUGACUGUAGGUCCCCCUUGGUUAUGUAUUUCUCUUUCUUAUCGGCUGUCAAUCACCAACUCUCAUAGAAAUAAUCUUAAAAGAAUAUUUUUUCUGCAC
Messenger RNA from Cheilinus undulatus (humphead wrasse), 3793 nucleotides. RefSeq names its product beta-1,4-mannosyl-glycoprotein 4-beta-N-acetylglucosaminyltransferase b (gene mgat3b). The record is from RefSeq and is a predicted model, not a curated record. NCBI's taxonomy places the organism in Eukaryota, Metazoa, Chordata, Actinopteri, Labriformes, Labridae. The transcript is spliced from 6 exons. Gene Ontology annotation, cellular component: membrane. Gene Ontology annotation, molecular function: beta-1,4-mannosylglycoprotein 4-beta-N-acetylglucosaminyltransferase activity. Gene Ontology annotation, biological process: protein N-linked glycosylation; N-acetylglucosamine metabolic process. Bases 513 to 2405 code for a protein of 630 amino acids.